GCUCGGAGACCGGAAAAGGAAGUUCCUCGGCUCUUCCCCACGUUGUUGAUUCUGGUGCUGGUUUCCCCAGGACUUUUGCAGAGCCUGAUUUUUUGCUGUCUGUGAAGCCGCUGCAGGAGGAACGAUGGUGCGCAAGCUGAAAUUCCACGAGCAGAAGCUCCUCAAGAAGCUGGACCUGGUGAACUGGGAGGCUGCCUCUGGAAACCUUGCCGAGCUGCGAGUGCUCCGCCGCUUCCGCUUGCAGCGCAGGGAGGACUACACCCGCUACAACCAGCUGAGCCGCGCGGUUCGGGAGCUGGCCCGCCGCAUUCGGGACCUCGGUGAAGCGCCGGAGUCGGCGGCUUUCCGGGCUCGGAGCACUGCCGCUCUCCUAGAGAAGCUCUAUGCCAUGGGGUUGGUGUCCUCCAAGAGCUCUCUGGAGCUGUGCGACCGCGUCUCGGCCUCCUCCUUCUGCCGCCGCCGCCUGCCUUGCCUGCUCCUGAAGCUCCGUAUGGCCCAGAACUUGAAAUCGGCCGUCACCUUUGUGGAGCAGGGGCAUGUCCGAGUUGGGCCCGAGGUCGUGACGGACCCGGCCUUCUUGGUGACUCGGGCGAUGGAGGACUUCAUCACCUGGACCGACUCCUCUCGCAUCCGCCAGCAUGUGCUCAACUACAAUCAGGAACGGGAUGAUUUUGAUUUGGCUUGCUAAUUAUUAUUUUUUAAAAAAGUGGGGGCACCCUUUCCCAAUUUGUUGACCUGACUUAUUUAUUAAAUUUGUACGCUGCCCUUCGCCCGAAGAUCACAGGGCAGUUCACAACAUAAGAAUGUCCAAUGAGAACACAAAAUACAGAAUAAAACAAAAACAUCUAUCUCUUGCGCAAUCCUUAUGGACCAAAGGGGUGGGUAGGCCUGGAAUGCUUAGCCCAGGUAAUCUCCAAGGGCCCUAACAUUUUCCCCACUUGGCAGUUAAUGCCCUGAUUAAUGUGGAUAGUCUUGAUAUUUUGGAGGGUAACUGUUUACCGCUGCUUGCAAUAUUGACUCUGCUGUCCGGUUUGUGUGUGUAGAUCCUAACGAUGCCUGUAUGUCAUAUUCAUUUUUUAAAAAAUAUCAUUUUUGUCCAACAUUAAGUACUGUAAGAUAAAGACAUGACGUAAAAGAAAAAAGGAAGGAAGGAAAGAGAGAUAAGGAAAAAGAUAUAGAAAAGAGCUUUCAAGAGGAAAUAGAAAAGAUAGAGUUCAGAGAUUAAAGAACUUCCGGUUCUUCAUCUGUCUGCUAUAUAUAAACAAUAAUCACUUCAUACAUGCCAAUGUAACACCUAACAAAACCACUUUCUAUAAACAAACAAUAUCUUCCA
This is a messenger RNA of Zootoca vivipara (common lizard), 1333 nucleotides long. It is a transcript of the gene IMP3, whose product is annotated as IMP U3 small nucleolar ribonucleoprotein 3. The record is from RefSeq and is a predicted model, not a curated record. Gene Ontology annotation, cellular component: small-subunit processome; Mpp10 complex. Lineage: Eukaryota; Metazoa; Chordata; Lepidosauria; Squamata; Lacertidae. Gene Ontology annotation, molecular function: rRNA binding; snoRNA binding. Gene Ontology annotation, biological process: rRNA processing; ribosomal small subunit biogenesis.